Molecule: messenger RNA, 1197 nt
Organism: Schizophyllum commune H4-8
Lineage: Eukaryota; Fungi; Basidiomycota; Agaricomycetes; Agaricales; Schizophyllaceae
Product: kinase-like protein
Exons: 11
Coding region: 1-1197 (398 amino acids)
Biological process (GO): protein phosphorylation
Molecular function (GO): protein kinase activity; ATP binding
Source: RefSeq, a predicted model, not a curated record
AUGACCAGCUUGACUUGGCGAUACAGGCCCUUCAACGCAUCAUUCACGUCCUUCAGUGCGAAUAUCCUCGCACAACACCAUCAGCAGGAAGCGCACGAAGUCAACCAGAAUGCCGCGAGCGAGAUGUUGCAAUUACUCAGCGCCUGCCUCUCGAACCAGCAGGACAUGCACCAAUUGUUACGGAUGCAACAAUCCGGCGAGAAUGUCGCUGCGCAAAUCAUGGAGGCUGGCCAGCUAACCCUCGCCGAAAUCCGCGAACACCCCACCCGACGUGCCAGCCUCGAGUCCACAACCACCAUCACCCCCCUCACACCGAACACCAGCCACCAAAUACAAGACGUACAACACGGGCUUGUCAACCUACAUAACCUCACGGGCAUCCCACCUUACAUCAAAAUUCUCGACGGGGAAGUGCGCAAGGAUGACGAGCAGGCCAUCGGGGGCGGGUCGAGCACGGAUAUCUGGCGAGGGACGUGGAUGGGAGAGCGUGCAAUCGCCCUCAAAUCCCUCCGCAACGUCAAGGCAGACGACGCGAAGGCACAGAAACGCUUCCGCACCCAGAUCGAGCUCUGGUCACAAUUGCAACACGAUAACAUCCUGCCCUUCUACGGGAUCGUCACAAACAUGGUACCGUGGAUACAUAUAGUGACGCCGUUGCAGGAGAAUCGGGAUGUGUUGCACUAUGUGAAGAUCAAUCCGUCGGCUAGCAAACAGGAUCUGCUUGUAGGCGCUGCACGCGGGGUGGCGUAUCUGCAUAGUCGAGAGGUGCCGAUCGUGCACGGUAAUUUGAAAUGUACAAAUAUCCUCGUUGACGAUAUGGGCCACGCCCGCAUCGCCGACUUCGGCAUGGCAAAGAUCGUCGCGAGCGUUACGGGCGAGAACGCAUCGUACACGCUUUCUAAGGGCCUCAAUGGCCGCUGGAUCGCGCCGGAGCUCAUCCGCGGGCAAGAGGCGCGCGAAGCGAGCGACGUGUGGUCGUUCGGGAUGGUUGUGCUCGAGUUGAUGACGGAGAAACAACCCUACGCCGAACAGAAGAACGGUUUCGCGGUCAUCGUGGACAUCUCCACCGGCAAGCACCCGCGGCGGCCUGACGUCGUGUCUGACCCGAUGUGGGCGAUGGUACAGCGGUGCUGGGCGUUUGAGCCGCAGGACCGACCCGCGAUGGGCGAGGUGGUGGGGUGGUUGGAGGGUGGGUAG